This is a messenger RNA of Cebus imitator (Panamanian white-faced capuchin), 1001 nucleotides long. Its product is annotated as translation initiation factor IF-2-like. NCBI's taxonomy places the organism in Eukaryota, Metazoa, Chordata, Mammalia, Primates, Cebidae. The transcript is spliced from 4 exons. The record is from RefSeq and is a predicted model, not a curated record. The coding region runs from base 1 to 888 and encodes 295 amino acids.
AUGGUUCAGUAUACCCAGAAUGACUGCAGGUGCCUGCGGGCUCUGGAUGCUCCAAUUAAUGCUAGUUGUCCUGGCAUCCGGUCAUUUGAUGAUUUGACGCCUCCUCUCCUCGGCCUGCCCCGGAAAGCGGUGACACCCCGGGGCUUUCCGCUCGCUGGAAGCCCCCCAGGAGCCUGUCAAGACACCCCCGCAGACGACGCGGGGCCCCGCUACACAGCGGGGGCCGAAGAGGACCAGGCGGGCUCCCCUCCCCGCCCCCACAGGGCGCGCAGCCUCCGGGCCGCCUUCCUCGGGGACCCCGGGGCUUCCCGGAACGGGGGCGCGGCGCCUGGGUCCCCGGGCGAGAGGCGCCGGCGAAGUUCCCACCUGAGCCGGCGGCCGGAGGGGGCGCGAGUGUUACAACUUCCUUCCCUGCCCGCCCCCGGCCGCGCGGCCCCGGGACGCGGGAGGGGAGGGCGCCGGCGCGCCAAUGAGUUCACUUUCUUUCUCUCCCCCGCUCUCCCCCCUCUCCGCGCCCGCCGGCCCCUCCAGCCUCCUCCGAAGCGGCGGACCAGGCCGGGCCGGAGUUUUUGGGGCUCGGCCCGCGAGCGGGAGGACGGGGGAGGCGAGGGAGGAGGAGGAAGGCGAGCCGGACCGGGUGAGGAGGCCCGCGGGGCGCCGGGCCGGGGAGCGGCAUCCAGGACAGUAACUGCGCGGCGGGCGGGGGACGCGCCGGGCCGAGUGUGCCCGAGCCCGGCGCGUACACGUGUCCGUGUGUGUGUGCGGGAGUGUGCGAGGGAGAGAGGCGAGGCGAGGCGAGGAGAGGAGCCUACCAUGCGCUUCCCCCGGUGCGGAUCGCGGGAGAGCCCAAUCGCGGGGCGAGCUGGACCUGGCUGUGAUCAUUUAUAAUCCUUGACUCUCCGCUCCGCCACUUGUCAAGAUGACAGGUUCAUUGCUAGAGUUUCUGCGUUGGAUGUAUUAAGAAUCUAUGGGGAGCUAAGUCACUGAGAAGUAUCAGGUAU